Lathyrus oleraceus (garden pea) is the source of this 1179-nucleotide messenger RNA. RefSeq lists its product as uncharacterized. The record is from RefSeq and is a predicted model, not a curated record. Bases 221 to 1057 code for a protein of 278 amino acids. The transcript has a single exon. Lineage: Eukaryota; Viridiplantae; Streptophyta; Magnoliopsida; Fabales; Fabaceae.
AAGCCCUUACAAGUUCUGAAACAGUAGCCUUUACCCUUCCCUAGGACCCUCUACCCUUUUCAAGAUUCCCUCUUCCUUUCACAAUCACCACAAUUUACUACUCCAUUUUCCCGCCAAAGAAAAAAACCUCUCUUUUCUCACCUUCCCCUAUAUUACAAUUUACUACAUUGUGAAUGUUAAGAAACACCAAGUAAAAAAAGAAAGAUUUAGUUCCAAAACUAUGAAGGACACAUCCAAAGUUAUCAUUGGAGCAACCUUAGUAAUGGUCGUUACCCUUGCUUUUGUCAUAGCACUCAUUCUUGUUCUUCUAGCUGAACUCUAUUGUUCUCUUUUACUUCAUCGCCACAAACUCAAAAACAAAAACACUCAAACCUUAACCAACACAAAAACUACCUUAACUAAUGUUUCUUCUCCUUCACAAUCACAUUCACCUCAAAACUCUCCUCCACCACCAGAAAACUUUACCAACAUUUACUCACAAGGUGUUCUCCAACCUCCAAGAAACUUUCUUUUUCCUUGCAUGGAAAAUAUUUCCAAAGAACAACAAAACAAGCUUCACCAAGUUAUCAACAUUCAAACACAUGAAUCAUUAAUUUCAUCGACAACACUAUCAAUGUCACCUUUUCUAUCUAGACUCCCACCGCAACCAAAAAACACAACCCAUCAAAGUAAUGUUGGUGAAGUUUCAUCAUGUCUUGAAGAAAAAAAGGAGCUUGUUUACAUUUCCAAUCCCAUUUAUGAAAACGAAGAAGAAAAAGAAAGUGGUGUAAAAGUAGAUACACCAUUUGAGACACCUAAUACUUCACCUUCACAUUUAGAAAAAAGCGAUUCUUCUUGUGAUGAUGACGAUGGUGGUGGCGAUGUUGUUGUUGCAUCUGAAGUUGAAGUCUAUACACCACCUUUGACUCCAAUGAAGAAGCUAGAUGCUGAGGCUUGUUCCGUUUCUCUUAGAGAUGUUAGGUCGUUAGGUACUAAUGGAAGUGAUUCUUUAAUUUCACGUAGUGUUAAUGGUUUAUCUUCUUCAUCUUCUGAUUCACCUUCUACUUCUUCGUGGUGAAUUUUGUUUCAUCCAUGGCUUCGUUAGAUUGAUGUAGAAGCUUUUGUUCUUGUUUAGUUUUGUUUGUUAUGUUUUAUGUGGUAGUUAGUUUGUGAAUAAUAUUAUUUGUUGUGGUUAGUGUA